AAUGUGGCGGUAGCAGUUUCCCAGCGGUCAGGUGACGGGGACGUUGGACUGUAAACGCGUGGGAAACGGCAAGGUGCGGGGGGGAGAGAGUGUAAUGUCUCGCUACAGUGCUCCUUGUUGUUGAACUGCGGCUCGGCGCUGGAUGGAUGGCAGCCAUGGUGAUCGUCAACUCCGUGCUGAAGCUCGUGCAGAGGCAGACGUACACCUGUCUCUCUCACCGAUAUGGACUGUACCUGUGCUUCGGGGGGGUCGUGCUCAUGAUUGUCUCCGCGUUCCAGUUUGGGGAGGUUGUGGUUGAGUGGAGCCGGGAUCAGUACCAUGUGCUUUUUGACUCUUAUCGCGACAACGUGGCGGGGAAGUCCUUUCAGAAUCGGUUGUGCCUACCCAUGCCUAUUGAUGUGGUGUACACGUGGGUCAAUGGCACUGACACGGCCCUGCUGAAGGAGCUACGUGCUGUGAGAGAACAGAUGAAGGCAGAACAAAGAGCCCUGAGGGAACAACUGGGACGGAAUGCAAGCGAUACAACUGAAGUGCCAAAGACCAGUGAGAAGCCAGAGUGCCUGCUGUCCCACUGCAUUGUGGCACCCAUAUUGGUGCUGGACCCUGCUCUUCCAGCCAACUUGACCCUGAAGGAGCUGCCCACAUUCUCUGCAGCCUUUACCUCGGCCAAGCAUCUACAGCAGGUGGCCAAGCCUCGCAACCCCUCCACCAGUGUGUCUAUCGUCAUGUUCCACUCACAGACUGAAGCUGAUGAAGCCUACACAGGUGUGCGAAAUGAUGCCCUCAAGCAUUCCUUCUACCGAGGGUACCUAACUACAGAUAAGGAAGCCCCAGGAGUGGUGCGUUUGCACUCUCUGGCCUAUCUGAGUGGCUUCCCGGCAUCCAUCAAGGAAACUGAACAACUGAGGGUCAAGCUGCCAACAGUCAUCACUAGCAAGAUCAAACAGCUACAGCUCUACUCUGAGGCGAGUAUUGCGCUGCUCCAUCUGAAUGGCCCUCAGGACUUCUCUGACCUCGCUCAGCAGGCCCGGAAGAACCUGACACUGGAUAGCAAGGAACUGAUCGUUAGUCCUGCCUACCUGUUCUGGGACCUCAGUGCUAUUAGUCAGUCCAAGCAAGACGAGGAUAUUUCAGCAAGCCGCUUUGAGGAUAAUGAGGAGCUUCGGUAUUCUCUGCGGUCUGUGGAGAGACAUGCCCCUUGGGUGCGCCACAUUUUCAUUGUCACUAAUGGGCAGAUCCCAUCAUGGCUCAACCUGGACAACCCACGUGUCACAGUUGUUACACAUCAGGACAUCUUCCGGAAUAUCUCGCACCUGCCCACCUUUAGCUCACCCGCCAUUGAGACACACAUCCACCGCAUUCCUGGCCUUUCACGCAAGUUCAUCUACCUCAAUGAUGAUGUUAUGUUUGGGAAGGAUGUGUGGCCAGAUGACUUCUACAGCCACUCCAAAGGACAGAAGGUAUACCUGACGUGGCCUGUGCCAAACUGCGCCGAAGGUUGCCCUGGGUCCUGGAUAAAAGAUGGCUACUGUGACAAAGCAUGCAACAACAGUGCCUGCGAUUGGGACGGUGGGGACUGUCUUGGAGCGGCGGGGAACAAUCGCUUUGGUCCUGGUGCUGUGGGUGGAGUUGCAGGAGUAGGGAAUGGGCAGCCCUGGCAGUUUGCCGGGGGCCUGGGUGGUGUGGGUGGUAUAUCCUACUGUAACCAGGGAUGUGCCAACUCUUGGCUGGCAGACAAGUUCUGUGACCAAGCCUGCAACGUGCUGGCUUGUGGGUUUGAUGUAGGGGACUGUGGGCAAGAUAACUUUGGUCAACUGUAUAGGAUGACACUGAGGAAAAACCAAACUCGAUACUCUCUGCCCAUUGGAGAGACUAGGCCCUAUUUCAGCUUUGCUGCAGUGGGCCGAAGGGUCUCUGAGGCCCAGGUCAGCGACAACCCUGUGGUACGUCACACAUCUGUGGCGAACAAGUGGCGGACCAUCCACUUGCUACUGCACAGUAGCAUGAACGCCACCCAGAUCCAGUACAACCUUACCUUCCAGGGGUUUGAUGACCGCGAUUUCACUAUGAUCUUCACUGUGGAUGUGGAUACCCGUGAGGUGGUCCGAUCAAAUGCUUCUGAUGAUGGGCAGAGGAAUGGCAACAUGGAAGCUAAGCCCACUGAAACAACUCAAGAGGCUAUGGUUCUCUUUGAGGACAUUCCUUUGGAGAAACGUGGUCCUAGAAUUCAAAAAAGACCUCAAGGCAUUAUGGCAAAUGUAGCUGUGAAGGUGCCCGAUUUCAACGUGUCAUUGCUGCCAGCUGAUGUUCGCAGCCAGCUUCUAAAGCUGGAGGAAAAGCUCCUGAUAGGUGAUAUCACUCUCAAAGGUUUCAACCUCACCAAGGCAACACUGCUGCAAGUAUUCAAGGCAUCAGCUGAGCAGGAAAUGGCAAAACAGGUCCAGGUGCUGGGAAAGGUGGAUGCUCACAAGCCAUACAAACACCUAGGGAUGGAGGACACCGGAGAACAAAGGGUUGCAGUGCCAUUAGCAGCUGUCAGUCCAGAUAAGCCUAAACGGCUAGAGCAGAUCAAGGUCCACAUUGAUGAUGAGCUUCCUGGUAAUGUGCAUGAUCCGCUUCUUAUGCCUACUAGAGGCCCAUUGGCAGCCAAAUCCUUGAGUGCACUGGUGGGUAUUGGCUCCAGAGUCAGGGAUUCAGAGGAUGCAAGAAUGGGGAUGAAUGAACCCCAAGGUGUAGUCAGGGAGCAGAAGACAGAGGGCCAGGCCUUUCAAGGGCGGAAACUCCAUUACUUCACUUCAUCGAACAGAGGAUUUCUCCCUUGGGAGAGGAGGAAAUACUUCCAAGACUUGCUGGAGGAAAGUGAACGGCUGAAGAGAGAGCUGGCAUACCGCGCAAACAGUGCUGCCGCUAGCCGGAGGCUGCAGGACACCUUUGCUGACUCGCUGCGCUAUGUCAACAAACUGCUUAAUGGCCAGUUUGGCUUCACCUCUCGCAAAGUGCCUGCACACAUGCCCCACAUGAUAGACCGCCUCAUUAUGCAGGAGCUUCAGGACAUGUUUCCCAAUGAGUUUGACAAGACCUCCUGUCACAAAGUGCGCCACUCAGAGGACAUGCAGUUUGCCUUCUCCUACUUCUACUUCCUGAUGAGUGCCCGCCAGCAGCUCAACAUCUCUCAGGUGUUUGAUGAGAUAGACACUGACCAGUCUGGUGUCCUGUCUGACCGGGAGAUCCGCACACUGGCCACGCGGAUUCACGAGCUCCCACUCAGUUUACAGGAUCUGACAGGUCUAGAGCAAAUGCUAAUAAACUGCUCCAAGACCCUGCCCACCAACCUCACCCAGCUAAAUAUGGUCAACCCAACCCAGGAGGCGUACUAUGAUCCAAGUAUGCCUCCCGUCACUAAAGGUCUGGUUGUGAACUGUAAGCCCAUCACAGAGCGCAUACACAAGGCCUUCAGAGACCAGAACAAGUAUAAGUUUGAGAUCAUGGGUGAGGAAGAGAUUGCUUUCAAGAUGGUCCGGACCAAUGUGUCUCAUGUGGUGGGACAACUGGAUGACAUAAGGAAGAAUCCCAGGAAGUUCAUCUGUCUGAACGAUAACAUUGACCACAGCCAUAAAGAUGCCCCUACUGUGAAGGCUGUGCUCAGAGAUUUCUAUGAGUCUAUGUUCCCCAUCCCCUCCCAGUUUGAGUUGCCCAGGGAGUACCGAAACCGAUUUCUCCACAUGGGGGAGCUCCAGGAAUGGCGUGUGUACCGGGAUAAGCUGAAGUUCUGGACUCACUGCGUGCUGGUGACAUUGGUGGUCUUCACUGUAAUUUCAUUCUUCGCUGAACAGCUGAUCCUCCUGAAGCGGAGGUUAUUGCCAAGGCGAAGGAUCAACAAAGAUAGCAACCCGGAGCGAGUGUGAAGGAGUUGUUGUUUUUCUGCUGCAUUUCUGCUGCAUCUCCCCUGGCUCAUCCUGAGACAGCAUGAUGAGCAAAGUAGGCAGAGAAAGGAGAGAAGUGCACUUACGCCUUGCUGUGAAGAAUCUCCUAGCAAGAACAUUUGAAGGAAGGAGAAGCCUGUUGAGCUCUGCUGACUUCUCAUGUUUUAAGUGACAGCAACUGGCUUGCAUUUCCUCUUGUGAGAAACAUGCAUGGAGGGAUGCAGGAUGCAUAUUUUGGUGAUCUGGUGCCAUAUAUUUGGAUGAUGGGUGAGGAGGUGUAAGGGAUGGCUUCAGAAGGCCAGAAUCUGUGGACACUGGGUCAACCGUUCAUUAAAAUUCUGGUGAUGAUUGUCCAGGAACUUGGAACUGUGAAGACAGACUCGUGAAGGAACAGUCCUGUUCUGCCUUAAAGUUGUUGCAGGGACAUUUGUGAAGGGGCUUGGUUAUUCUUAAAUAACAGAGGAUUACAAAGGGAGGCCAUAUGCCAGUUGCCCCCUGACAAGUGCCUUUUCCGGAGUGACAGAACUGAACACAUUCCCCAUGGAGUCAACAGGCUUCAUGCCAUUGUUUCUGCUGUGUUCCACUUUACUGUUAAAACAACAGUUUUCAAAGGCCAUUUAAAAUGUUGCAGUGGACUAAUUUUGCACGUUAUAUGAUAAGAGGUUGAUGUCACUUUUUUUUUGUAACUGACCUUUUGGUGUUACUGCUUUUGAAAAGCCAUGCAUUUUACAUGUGUACCAGAGCUUUAGUGUCUGAAAUUCAGAUGUCCUCUGCAUGUAAAUAGCAGUUUGAUUGUAUGAAUUGGUAAUGGAAAAUUUCUUGAUUCGUGCAUAUGAAGUCUUGACAUAAGAUUGUUCGAUUAAUUUCCACCCCCUAUAAAUAUGUUAAAUGUUAAUCUUCUCUGCCCUGUCCACACAAACACACAAUACUACCAACAGAAAACUACUGAACACUCCAUCCCUCAUGUGCAUAUCACUGAUCUCUCGAUGAGCAUGCCUGCACCACGUAAGACUUGUCUUGGUAUGUUGCAGAGGUUACAUGUUAUGUUUAAUAAAAUCCACUUGAAGAAUUACAUGCCUUUUUAUGUAAGUGAUAUACCUGUGUGUGUACACUUGCCAGUCCAAAUGAGAAAGUGAUUGUGGUUUGUGUGUGUGUGGGGGGGAACCUAGUUAAUUGCGUUGCUAAUUUUCUAUUAAUCUACUACUAAAUUAAGUUUUGUGAUGGAUCUGGGGAAAGAAGUAAACGAGGUAUCUGCUCCAGAAUAACAUUUAGUUAAUGCCAGUUUACAGCAUGUUUGUGCCACACAGUGUUUUCAAAACAUAUGGUAUGUGAAGCUACCACUUUUUUCGUGCAAAUAAAAUCCCUGCAUCUUUCGUUCCCCCCCCUCCCUCAUUUGUGACCCUAAGUCAACAGACAAAAUGUAUUUGCUCUGCAGCUUUUUGGUAUAUA
Messenger RNA from Scleropages formosus (Asian bonytongue), 5372 nucleotides. It is a transcript of the gene gnptab, whose product is annotated as N-acetylglucosamine-1-phosphate transferase subunits alpha and beta. Bases 147 to 3905 code for a protein of 1252 amino acids. The transcript is spliced from 21 exons. Gene Ontology annotation, molecular function: UDP-N-acetylglucosamine-lysosomal-enzyme N-acetylglucosaminephosphotransferase activity; calcium ion binding. Lineage: Eukaryota; Metazoa; Chordata; Actinopteri; Osteoglossiformes; Osteoglossidae. Gene Ontology annotation, cellular component: Golgi apparatus. The record is from RefSeq and is a predicted model, not a curated record. Gene Ontology annotation, biological process: N-glycan processing to lysosome; carbohydrate phosphorylation.